Molecule: messenger RNA, 1792 nt
Organism: Durotheca rogersii
Lineage: Eukaryota; Fungi; Ascomycota; Sordariomycetes; Xylariales; Xylariaceae
Exons: 5
Coding region: 140-1309 (389 amino acids)
Source: RefSeq, a predicted model, not a curated record
AACUCACUAUCUGGACUCCGCAUCCAGGUUGCGGGGCAUGCAUGAGCGUUACUACUGAAAUCUACACCUUGUUGAUACACGUCUAGUCUCGAUCGGUGCUUGCUUAGAGGACCUGAUAGCCCUGGAAAGUACUAUAUAAAUGGGCGAUCGUGCCCACGAAGAUCGCGCCAAGAUUCUGGGUCUUCCUACGUGUCUGAGUUCUAAGUCGUUGCUGGUAAGUUGGGGGUCUCGUUCUAGAACGAUGCCAGCAAUUCUGGUCCUCGCAGUCUUUGGGCUGUUGAUAGCUGUUAUGUUAUGGGCACGGGCCCAACGCACGAAGAAGGAAGUCGCCUAUGGCUCCUUUGAGGAGGGAGUCAAAGUGUCGCAGUCUGAGCUCAGUAUCAAGCCCCUUCCCGAAUUCGACUGGGAGGCUAUAGAGCCGCAACAGUUUCGGCCAUUCAAGCCCAUUUAUUACAUCACGAUGGCAGUUAGGUCGACAACCCCGUCGGAUCUCAUUGUCAUAGACAGGAACUACCUAUCGCGCAUACAAGGCCGGAAGGUCACUAUGACCGACCACGCAAAUCACACGCUCGGGUGUCUUCCGUCCGGGGUCGAAGCUGUCCAGGAGGUCUACUCUUACCUCUUAGGGGAAUAUCUCCCCACCCGGUAUCCCACUCUCUUCUCGCGUGACAGCAAGUGUUUCCGUAACACAGUGACGGCCACUUCUCUCCCGCUUAUACCCCCUAACGACCCGAUAGCAGCGCUCCGGAGUAUUGGCGAGACUGUCGAGGACGACAUGUUCUUCCUACAGGAAACUCCAGAGGGACAUCAGUGUAUCGCCUUCGUGUGCUGUUGUCCAUCCGGCUUCGACCCGGCCACCAAGCUGGGCAAGGGGCUGAAGGAUAUCCAUAAGCCGGUGCCGUCAUACGAAAAAAUUGGCCCAAGCAUGGAGAGAUAUUUCCGUCGCCUCGAAGUAGGGCAGAGCGCUUGCCGGGUCAACUGGUCGGUGACAACAGACCCCACCUUAUUCAACGUCUCUGGGAACCACGUCAAGCCGGGGGACGAAUUCGAAGAGGACAUGGACGUAGAUAUUGAUAAAGCGCGGGUUAGGAUGGAGCUGCAAACACUGACGCGGAUGCCCAAGACGAGGGCUAUCCUGUUCUCCUUCAAGACGUACCUGUAUCCCGUCGAGGAGAUCAAGGCCGAGGGUCUGGGACCGGACCUGGCGGAUGCGAUCGCAGGACUGAAGGCCGGAAAUGCUCCCGGGAUGUGGGUCUACAAGGGUGGCGUGCGGUGGGGGAAGAGUGUUUGCGAAUACUUGAGAUCGUGAUCGUAACUUGCCAACCGAUUGCCGCUGGCGGCUUUGCUGCCUGUCCGCCCGGGCGGCUCGGUCUAUUUUUGGCUCCUACGGAUACGCAUCUACGUGGCGUGAGAUAGAUAGGUAGGUUCCUUGUGUUUCUUGCCGCGUUACAGAUUGCGGACUAUGUAGUAUAAGUAUGGCGCUUCAACAUCGAGGAUCGUGGCAGAGGCGGCGAAGAGAAAUGAGGGCAUUAUAUGCGAGGAGCCUUUGUGUACCUAGGUAGAGAGGAGGUCGGCGGGUAGAUUAGGUACCUUACCUACCUGUACUCAUAGGUAUGCGUUAGGGAGAAGGUUAGGCACCUUGGGUGCCUACACCCCCUACGUCAAUGUAGUGAGAGGUACCUGCUAUAUAUGAGACAAGUGCCUUACGUGGCGGUGGGUUGGGUACCUAGGUACCUACCUACCUCUGUAAGGUACCUAUAAAUAAUGCAUAUACAUACGUAUAUACAUGCAA